Molecule: messenger RNA, 5009 nt
Organism: Prosopis cineraria
Lineage: Eukaryota; Viridiplantae; Streptophyta; Magnoliopsida; Fabales; Fabaceae
Exons: 22
Coding region: 237-4598 (1453 amino acids)
Source: RefSeq, a predicted model, not a curated record
GUGCUUCUUCUCUCCCAGUUGCUAUUUUUCAUGCCUCUGUUCCCCGGUCUGUCUCCUUGAUUUAGGGUUUUCAGCGGGGUAGAAGUUCCGUACCCACGCAGAGUUGUAAUUUGGGAGACGCCUCUUUCUCGUGGUGGUCGUGAGGGGUCAUGGUCAUUGCACUGAUCUCUGAUUCAAAAGUCACUUCACAAAUCCGAAUCUAAGGUCCCCAAUGUGAUGACUUCUGUCACCAGUGAAUGGCUCGAUUUCGUUUUCUGCACCUGCAUUUCUUCGCUAUAUUCGUGUUCACGGUCGUAUUCUCGAGGCGGCGUGUCUGUGGCAAAUCCACGAGCAGCGAUUCGGACCCGGAUUUUGCAAUAACCGAUUUUGGUUGGAGCCUUUUUCAUCAGGAUUACUCUCCACCGGCUCCACCGCCGCCGCCGCCGCACCCACCAUCAGUCUCCUGCGUCGACGAUCUUGGUGGGAUAGGGUCUCUGGACACGACUUGCCGGAUUGUGAACGAUGUGAACCUCACCCGCGACGUGUACAUAGCUGGGAAGGGCAAUUUUUAUAUCCUACCCCGGGUGAAGUUUCAUUGUCCGAGUCCUGGCUGUAUGAUAACCGUUAAUGUUACUGGAAAUUUUAGUUUAGGUAAUAACUCGUCAAUCCUCACCGGAGGUUUUGAGUUGGUUGCACACAAUGCAACCUUCCUGAAUGGUUCGAUGGUCAACACGACGGCUAUGGCAGGGCAGCCUCCUCCGCAGACGAGUGGCACCCCUCAAGGUGUUGAUGGGGCGGGCGGGGGACAUGGCGGGAGGGGUGCGUGCUGUUUGGUGGACAAAACAAAGCUUCCGGAGGACGUCUGGGGUGGGGAUGCGUAUUCAUGGGCUUCACUUCAGGCCCCGGAAAGUUUUGGGAGCCGGGGUGGGUCAACAAGUAAAGAGGAAGAUUAUGGCGGGUUGGGUGGUGGGCGGGUGAAGAUGAUCGUUGAUAAAUUUCUUGAGAUGAAUGCCACUGUUUUGGCUGACGGGGGCGAUGGAGGGUCCAAAGGCGGAGGUGGCUCUGGAGGCAGUAUCUACAUCAAGGCUUACAGAAUGACUGGCAGUGGACUAAUAAGUGCUUGUGGAGGGAAAGGCUAUGCUGGCGGCGGCGGUGGCAGAGUUUCAGUUGAUGUUUUCAGUAGACAUGAUGGCCCCAAGAUUUAUGUUCACGGUGGUAGCAGCUCUGGCUGUCCUGAAAAUGCAGGUGCUGCUGGAACUUUAUAUGAUGCGGUUCCUCGGAGCCUCAUAGUUGAUAAUUAUAACAUGUCAACUGAUACAGAGACACUGCUCUUGGAUUUUCCUAACCGCCCUCUGUGGACUAAUGUUUAUGUGCGGAACAAGGCUAGGGCCACAGUUCCUUUGCUCUGGAGUCGUGUCCAGGUGCAAGGACAGAUAAGUCUCUUGCAGAAUGGAGUGUUGAGCUUUGGGCUGCGGCACUAUGCCUCAUCAGAGUUUGAAUUAUUGGCUGAAGAGCUGUUGAUGAGUGAUUCUGUGAUAAAGGUAUACGGAGCUCUACGCAUGUCUGUAAAAAUGUUCUUGAUGUGGAACUCAAAAUUACUCAUAGAUGGUGGGGGAGAUGUGACAGUUGCAACCUCGUUACUUGAGGCUAGUAAUUUGGUUGUUCUCAAGGAAGCUUCUGUGAUACAUUCUAAUGCAAACCUGGGAGUUCAUGGUCAAGGUCUACUUAAUUUGUCAGGUCCAGGGGAUUGGAUAGAAGCACAGCGUUUGGUUCUAUCCCUAUUUUACAGCAUUCAUGUUGGGCCUGGAUCUGUCCUGCGUGGUCCACUGGAGAAUGCAACAACAGAUGAUGUGACGCCAAAGCUCUAUUGUGACAGGGAAGAUUGCCCUCCUGAAUUACUUCAUCCUCCUGAAGAUUGCAAUGUUAACUCAUCCUUGUCAUUCACGCUUCAGAUCUGCCGAGUUGAGGACAUCAAUGUUCAAGGCCUUGUAAAAGGGUCUGUUGUUCAUUUCCAUAGAGCUCGGACUAUAAGUAUUGAGUCUUCUGGAACAAUAUCUGCCUCUGGAAUGGGUUGUGCAGGUGGUUUGGGCAGAGGAAGUCUGCUAAACAACAGCAUUGGCAGUGGUGGUGGGCAUGGUGGUAAAGGUGGGAAUGCAUGCUUUAAUGAUAGUUGCAUCGAGGGUGGCAUGCCAUAUGGGAGUGACAUCCUGCCUUGUGAACUUGGUAGUGGAAGCGGAAAUGAUAGCUCAGUUGGCACUACAGCUGGUGGUGGUAUCAUAGUCAUGGGGUCUUUAGAACAUCCGUUGUCAAGUUUGUCCAUUCAAGGUUCUGUAAGAGCUGAUGGAGACAGUUUCGAAGGAGCAAUCAGAAGAGAAAAAUUUAUUAUUUUUGAUAGUUUUGGUGGUCCUGGGGGUGGAUCUGGUGGAACUGUACUUCUGUUUCUCCAUACCUUGACUAUUGGGGAGUCAGCUAUUCUUUCUAGUAUGGGGGGAUAUAGCAGCUCUAAUGGAAGUGGUGGUGGAGGCGGUGGAAGAGUUCACUUUCAUUGGGUUGAUAUCCCUACUGGAGAUGUUUAUCAACCGAUUGCUAAUGUGGAAGGCAGCAUACAUACUGGGGGAGGGGAAGGUAGAGGUAAGGGUGGAUCCGGAGAAAAUGGGACAAUAACUGGGAAAGCUUGCCCCAAAGGUCUCUAUGGUACAUUUUGCCAGGAAUGUCCAGCUGGAACUUACAAAAAUGUUACUGGAUCUGAUCGAUCACUUUGUCGCCAUUGCCCUGUUAAUGAGCUGCCCCAUCGUGCUGUUUAUAUUUCAGUCCGAGGUGGUAUUGCUGAAACACCGUGCCCUUACAAAUGCAUUUCUGACAGAUAUCACAUGCCACACUGUUAUACAGCACUUGAAGAGUUAAUUUAUACCUUUGGUGGGCCUUGGUUGUUUGGUCUUUUUCUUAUUGGUCUCUUGAUACUAUUAGCACUGGUGCUUAGUGUGGCACGGAUGAAAUUUGUUGGGGUUGAUGAAUCACCAGGCCCUGCUCCCACCCAGCAUGGUUCUCAAAUAGAUCACUCCUUCCCAUUCCUCGAGUCACUAAAUGAGGUCCUGGAAACGAAUAGAGUUGAGGAGUCCCAGAGUCAUGUGCACAGAAUGUACUUUAUGGGACCUAAUACCUUUAGCGAACCUUGGUAUCUACCACAUACACCGCCUGAGCAAAUACAGGAGAUUGUAUAUGAGGGCGCAUUCAAUACAUUUGUGGAUGAGAUUAAUGCUAUAGCAGCAUAUCAGUGGUGGGAGGGAGCAGUUUAUAGCAUCCUCUCUGUCCUUGCAUAUCCACUUGCAUGGUCAUGGCAGCAAUGGCGCAGAAGGAUGAACCUGCAACGUCUACGUGAGUUUGUUCGAUCGGAGUAUGAUCAUGCUUGCCUUCGUUCUUGUCGUUCAAGAGCACUCUAUGAGGGGAUCAAGGUCGCUGCAACUUCUGACUUGAUGCUUGCAUAUGUGGACUUCUUUCUUGGUGGGGAUGAAAAAAGAACUGACCUCCCUCCUCGAUUACAUCAAAGAUUCCCAAUGUCGUUACUUUUUGGAGGUGAUGGAAGUUAUAUGGCUCCAUUCUCUCUUCACAAUGAUAAUAUCCUUACCAGCCUCAUGAGUCAGUCAGUUCCACCCACCACAUGGUAUCGAUUGGUUGCGGGAUUGAAUGCACAAUUGCGAUUAGUUCGCCGUGGAAGACUAAGAGUAACAUUUCGAUCUGUCCUCAGAUGGCUUGAGGCUCAUGCCAAUCCUGCAUUAAGAAUCCAUGGUGUACGGGUUGAUCUUGCCUGGUUUCAGGCUACAUCUAGUGGUUAUUGCCAAUAUGGACUUUUGGUUUAUGCACUUGAAGAAGGAACUAGCCCUGCACCCACUGAAGGAAGUAUUGAUGGAGCAGUAAGAGUUGAGGAAAUAUCAUGGGUUGGGAGUGUGAAGGAACAUUCUUCUGUCCAGCCAAGAAGAGCACUCUUGAGCUCAAGUGAAAUAAUUGAUAACAAUUAUACAAGGCGAAACACAAAUGGGACUGUUAUAGAUUCAAACAGUAUACAGAUGCUUGAAGAAAAGAGAGAGAUAUUUUAUCUUCUCUCUCUUAUUCUUCACAAUACAAAGCCUGUUGGACAUCAGGAUCUGGUUGGUUUGGUAAUUUCGAUGCUGCUGCUAGGAGAUUUUAGUUUAGUAUUGCUUACUUUGCUGCAGUUGUAUUCAAUUUCUUUGGUGGAUGUCUUCCUUGUUUUGUUUAUAUUGCCUUUUGGCAUUCUUCUUCCAUUUCCUGCUGGAAUUAAUGCCCUGUUCAGUCAUGGGCCAAGGCAUUCUGCAAGCCUUGCGCGUGUUUAUGCUCUGUGGAACCUGUCGUCCUUCAUAAAUGUUGUGGUUGCAUUUCUUUGCGGAUAUAUCCAUUACAACUCUCAAUCAUCCAGUAAGAAACAUCCCAGCUUUCAACCAUGGAGUAUUAGCAUGGACGAAAGUGAAUGGUGGAUAUUCCCAGCUGGACUGGUUUUGUGUAAAUUAUUCCAGUCUCAACUCGUUAAUUGGCAUGUUGCCAAUCUGGAGAUUCAAGACCGCUCGUUGUAUAGUGACGAUUUUGAGCUGUUCUGGCAGUCAUGAUGGCGUGUUCACAUCAUAUAUUCCACAUUAACUAGUUUUUUUCUUUAUUUUUCUCCCUUUUCUUAUUAAUUCUCAUGAUAUAUCACAUCUUCAUAAUGAUCUCUAGAGUAGGUCAAAUAUUGCACAGGUGGAGUAAAACGCAACCGGGGACAAAUAGUUACACAGAAAUUCAAAGUUAGAGAGAAAAAGAAAAAAAGAAAAAAGGAAAAAGAAAUAGAUGCAUUCAUUACUGUAACCCCUAACUUUAAAUGAGCUUUUUGGUCCUUGAGUUUCCCUGGAGUGUAAAUAUAAUGUUAAUGAGCACUGACUAGAGAACAGUCUAUCGACUUUUCUCAGCUGAUGUCCACUUUUAAUGUUUUGUUCGAUUUGUGAAUGCUAUCUUUUUUCUGAUGACGACUCCAAUUAAGUUCA